This is a messenger RNA of Symbiodinium sp. CCMP2592, 747 nucleotides long. Lineage: Eukaryota; Dinophyceae; Suessiales; Symbiodiniaceae. The record is from the annotation of a GenBank genome assembly.
AUGGUGCCGUCUGGGCCGGCAGUCCCGACGGUGUGCGAAAUCGAUGACAGGGCAAGUUGCAUUGUUUGGCCUGCAGCCCGCGUACUCCGGCAAUGGCUGCGCACGACUCUGAAGGAGAGCCUGGGCUCGGAGCUCGAAGGCUCCACGAUUCUGGAGCUUGGAGCUGGGACGGGCUUCCUGUCACUUGCUUUGACGCAAGAAGGCGUGAGGAGGGUGUUUGCUGCCGAGGGUGACGAGGAUGCUUGGGAGAAUCUGACGCAGAACGUGGGCACUGCCUCGCAGGUACAGCCGGUGCUGUGGAACUGGGAAAGAGAUCCAGCGAUACCUGACGAAAUCCCUGUUCAUUCUCUUCAUCUCAUCGUGGGUUCCGAUCUGGUGUAUCCCAGGUACUACAACGAGCGCGCUUUGGCAGAGCUGAUCCGGCGUCUGGUCGACCUGAUGUCGCCUGCUUGGCACGUUCCCGUCAUACUCCUUCUCUGUGAUCGGGAGGAGGCAUCGGGGCCCCGAAGCCUGGAGAGUUUUCUGGGCUUCUGCGAUGCUUUGGGCAUCGGCUUUCAGGAGCUGCCCCUGAGCAGAAGGCUUCUGGAGGGGGCCCUUGGGCCCUUAGACGGCCGAGCCUGCCACGAGGACCCCGGAGGAGCCGUGGGCACCUUGAGCCAGCUGAGGCUCUUCUGCUUUGAGCCGGGGGAAAAAAACCAUAGCUUUGUGCUUUCCCGGAACGCCAGAAGAAGCUAUGGGGAGUUGUGA